Phaeodactylum tricornutum CCAP 1055/1 is the source of this 1214-nucleotide messenger RNA. RefSeq lists its product with no specific name. The transcript is spliced from 3 exons. The record is from RefSeq and is a predicted model, not a curated record. Gene Ontology annotation, molecular function: glutaminyl-peptide cyclotransferase activity. NCBI's taxonomy places the organism in Eukaryota, Bacillariophyta, Bacillariophyceae, Surirellales, Neidiaceae. Bases 81 to 1214 code for a protein of 377 amino acids.
CAAACACAAGAAGCAUUAGCUGUAACUGUAAAAUAAGAAAUCCCUUACACCGUCCUUUCCUUUUGUGAUUUUCUCGAACGAUGGAUGUCGAGGUUGAAAUGGUGCGCUCGACCGAUCCUCCGGGUCGUGACGGCCUUUUAGUGUCAGCGAAAGCUGUAGAAACUACCUUCCCACAUACCAUCAGCUCCCGCAUGCGACGGCCCUCAAUUUGUUUGAUGGUUAUGGUUCUUACUAUCUUCGUUGCGGUAGUUGGUAAGAUCUACCUUGAUCCGGAAGGACUUAUAACGAUACGAGGGGGCGUCUAUACACCGGAAGAAGGAACGAUCGGGAAGAGCGCUGGCACCAAAGUUGCAGAAGCUAUGGGCCAGAUUCGGAAUCGGAAAGGGCACGGGAAUACCGCUGAAAGGCUAAAUAAUCGCCACAAAAUAGAAACAUCAGAGACCUAUCCCACAAACAUUGAUCCAGAAGAUACUGCACAAACGUGGUUUGCGGCCAAUGUUACUUUGAAAGACGGUCAGAAGUACGAAAUCAUUGAAAAAUUAGGUCACGAUAGGUCGGCAUUUACCGAAGGGCUAACGUUUGCCAAAGGCUUCCUAUAUGAAUCAACCGGCAUGAAUGGACGGUCCUCAGUUCGGGUUUUGGAUCCCGCAACGGGCCAGGUAAUGGAGUCUUAUCCUAUGAGCCCCCAAUUGUUUGGAGAAGGCAUGACCUUCAUGAACGAUAGGCUGGUUCAGCUGACGUACAAGGCGAAAACAGGGUUCAUUUACAACGCGAACUAUCUCACGGAGGAGCCCGAAACCUUUCCUUUCUCAACUACACGAAAUGAAGGUUGGGGACUCACAUACGAUCACCGAAAUAAUGAGCUGAUUGCAAGUGAUGGAUCGAACAAGCUGCAUUUUUGGGACGCUCUAACUUUGACGGAAGUGCGCAGAAUUUCAGUGUAUCGACAGGACGGAUCACCUGCUACAAAUAUAAACGAGCUUGAAUAUUGGAGAGGAAGAGUCUUAGCCAAUGUAUGGUUUGAAGAUGUGUUGCUCGUAAUUCAUCCAGAAAGUGGUGUCGUUGAAAAAGAAUACGACUUCUCUUCGCUGUGGCCCAAACGAGAGAGGCAUUCUAUGGGCGCCGAUGUUUUGAACGGAAUAUCAGUUUCAAGCGAUCCGGAUAUCCUGUUUAUGACGGGGAAAAAUUGGGACCGUAUGUUUCGCGUCAAGUAA